AUGCUCACAGGCCGAGGAAGAGGCAAGAUCAGGGCUCCGCGAAGGGGUCUUUCAACUCCGGGAGACAAUGUCGACUUUGACUCCAUGUGGGCAGUCCUUGCCUCCUCUUUACGCGAGAUACAUACCAAGAAUGCCUCGAAGCUGUCAUUUGAAGAGCUGUAUCGAAAUGCCUAUAAGCUAGUGCUGAAAAAGAAGGGCGAAGCAUUGUACGAGAAGGUCAAACAAUUCGAGCACGAUUGGCUCAGCACCGAAGUUCGUGGACGAAUCCGAUCGUCUCUCACCGGCGGUCUUCUAACUGGCGCGGCUGGAUCCAUAAGCGGCAUGACUGCCAACGAAAGACGAGUGGCAGGGGAGAAAUUUAUGAAAGCGUUGAAAUCGGCUUGGGAAGACCACAAUCUCUGCAUGAAUAUGACAACAGAUGUCCUAAUGUAUAUGGAUCGGGUGUACUGUACGGACAACCGACGGCCGUCCAUCUUUGCUGCAUCAAUGGCGCUAUUUCGGGACUGCGUAUUACGCUCGCCUUUGGUGGCCGAGGAUCCUACAACCGUGGCUAUGAUACUUAAUUCUGUCAUUCUUGACCAAGUGCGGAUGGAGCGCGAAGGUGACAUUAUCGACAAGAAUCUCAUUCGAUCAUGCGCAUACAUGCUGGAGGGCCUCUACGAGACGGAAGAGGAGGAAGAAAGCACAAAGCUUUACUUAACAUCCUUCGAACCGGAUUUCCUGGACGAGAGCCGCGUAUUCUAUAAGGCCGAGGGAGCGUCGCACCUCAGAUCCUCUGACGCCGGAACAUACUGUCGACAUACGAGGAAGAGGAUCAGUGAAGAACAGGAUCGGUGUAGAUCUACCCUGUCGCCUCUUACAGCACCCAAAAUCACUUCUGUUGUCGAGGAUGAGCUCAUCAAACGCAAUAUUCGGGAGGUAAUUGACAUGGAGGGCAGCGGGGUAGAGCACAUGCUCGACAACGACAGGAUAGGAGAGCUGGAAUUGGUGUAUGAAUUGAACGCGCGAGUGGACCCCAAGAAGGAGGAGUUACGUCGAGCGCUUCAGAAACGCGUGGUUGAGCUCGGCAGUGACGUUAACAAUGCUGCGAUCAACUCUUCUCAAGCCCCUCCACCUCAACCGCCAGAAGUAAAUGGGGAGACCAGAGGCAAAGGUGAUGCAAAGCCUCCUGCUGAGAGGCCAGUAAAUCAGCAGACUGCUGCCGCAAUCAAGUGGGUAGACGAUGUGCUACAGCUCAAGGACAAAUAUGACAACAUCUGGAUCAGGGCUUUUGGGUCAGAUCAAGGCUUGCAGACGGCCUUGACACGGAGCUUUUCUGACUUUAUCAAUGCCUUUCCUCGAAGCUCCGAGUACAUUUCACUUUUCUUGGAUGAAAACCUAAAGAAGGGAUUGAAGGGUAAGACAGAGAAUGAAGUUGACGCAGUCCUGGAAAAGGCAAUCACGCUGCUGCGGUACAUUCAAGAUAAGGAUAUGUUUGAGCGUUAUUACAAAAAGCAUCUUUGUCGACGAUUACUCAUGGGCAAGUCCGUCAGCGGUGAUGUAGAGAGGCAAAUGAUUUCGCGGAUGAAGAUGGAGGUCGGAAACCAUUUCACGCAAAAACUAGAAGGAAUGUUCAAGGAUAUGACCGUAUCCGAGGAUCUCACGUCCAGCUUCAAAGACAAGAUUGCCAAGCUCGGCGAUCCCGAUCAGAAGCGCAUUGAGCUCGCCAUCAAUGUUCUCACCAGCACAAUGUGGCCCCUGGAGGCAAUGGCGCCAUCAACUAGCGGGGAAGAAGGCCGAGCUAGGUGCAUCUUCCCUCAAGCGGUGGAGCGAGUCAAGCAGAGUUUCGAAAAGUUUUACAUGGAGAAGCAUAAUGGUCGAGUGCUCACAUGGCAGGCCAACAUGGGUACGGCCGACGUCCGAGCGACUUUUCCGAAGGUACCGGGCAAGGAAUCCAGCAAGGAGCGAAGGCAUGAGCUCAAUGUCUCAACCUAUGCCAUGGUCAUUCUCCUGUUGUUCAACGAUUUGCCUCCUGGUGAAAGCUACACGUUUGAAGACGUUCAGGGACGAACAAAUAUUCCAACCAACGAAUUGAUUCGGAACUUACAAUCGCUUGCGGUGGCACCCAAGACAAGGAUCCUCAUCAAAGAGCCAAUGAGCAAGGAUAUCAAGCCUACCGACCAGUUUUACUUUAACGAGAACUUCCACAGCAAAUUUCUCAAGAUCAAGGUGGGAGUGGUGUCGAGCGGCAACAAGGUCGAAGGUACAGAAGAGCGCAAGGAGACGGAAAAGAAAAAUAAUGAUUCGCGAGGUGGCACAAUAGAAGCUGCCAUUGUGCGAACAAUGAAGCAGAGAAAAGAACUUUCGCAUCAGCAGCUUAUCACAGAAGUCAUUACGCAACUGGCGAGUCGCUUUGUACCGGACGUGAAUAUGGUCAAGAAGCGAAUUGAGAGCCUGAUUGAACGCGAGUACCUUGAGCGAGUGGAAGAUGCUGAACGGCCUGCAUAUCGCUAUCUUGCAUAG
Xylona heveae TC161 is the source of this 2502-nucleotide messenger RNA. RefSeq names its product SCF ubiquitin ligase subunit CulC. Lineage: Eukaryota; Fungi; Ascomycota; Xylonomycetes; Xylonales; Xylonaceae. Gene Ontology annotation, biological process: ubiquitin-dependent protein catabolic process; protein ubiquitination. The transcript has 4 exons. Bases 1 to 2502 code for a protein of 833 amino acids. The record is from RefSeq and is a predicted model, not a curated record. Gene Ontology annotation, molecular function: ubiquitin protein ligase binding. Gene Ontology annotation, cellular component: Cul3-RING ubiquitin ligase complex.